Messenger RNA from Bombina bombina (fire-bellied toad), 3758 nucleotides. RefSeq names its product ly6/PLAUR domain-containing protein 2-like. Gene Ontology annotation, molecular function: acetylcholine receptor inhibitor activity. The transcript is spliced from 3 exons. Bases 252 to 665 code for a protein of 137 amino acids. The record is from RefSeq and is a predicted model, not a curated record. Lineage: Eukaryota; Metazoa; Chordata; Amphibia; Anura; Bombinatoridae.
GUUUGGUUAUACAAUAUCACAGGAUAAACUGAAUAAUUAUACAAUAGCUACUCCGCAGCAAAUCCAUCCUCUUUUUAUUCCUGGAACUAACUUUAAUGCACAUGUGUUUAAAACCACUGAGUCACAAAUGAUGUCACCAUUUCAUAUGUAAACCAACAUUUUGUGCAUUAAGGUUUAUUCUUACAGGUGUGAGUCCUAAUACAGCUACUGUCUGUAUUUGCUGCUGAGUUGAAUAGUACCAAGGAAUUACAAUGAAAGGAUUUAUCAUCUCUAUUUUAGCACUGGCCCUAUGCUUUGAUUUGGCAUGUUCUUUGGAGUGCUACCUUUGUCCAUAUCCAACUGCCAGUGCCGAAUGUACUGAUACAAAGAAUUGUACAGCGACUCAACAGUUAUGCAAAACAACAGUAACCGGAGGAUUUGAAGGUUAUCCUUUUCAAGGAACUGAGAUGGUCAUUCGAGACUGUGCUAAAGACUGUUCUUCAAGUGACAGUGACCAGAUUGGAGCUGACCAACUUGUUUUGUGUUGCAACAGUGAUCUUUGCAAUAACAGAGGUGUUUAUGCUGGUGGAUCAAAUAGCGGAGCUGAAACUGUAAAGAAUUCUUUUGGAUUUGGAUUACUUAUUUGUUUCAUAAGUAUAGUUUUAUCAUUGAGAACUGUCCUGUAAACAAAUGCAACACUCAAAUGACAAGAAACACUAAGAAAGAUUUUUUCAAAGGAACAUAUUUAUUUGUAAAACAAAAAAUUGUGUGUAUUCAUCAAUAAUUCAACAGCACUUCUACAAUACUCCUAUUUAUCAAGAAAGACUAUAAACUAAUCAAGGCCAUUAUAACUUAAAGAGACAUAAAACACUUUAACUUUGUGAUAUUAAAGACCUGUUUGUCAAAAACUCAUCAUCAUGGAGUGAAACCAUCACGUCAACUUUUACAGUGGCAGAUCUCGUUAUCUCUCUAAAACGUCCCCUUGAGAUGCCUCUUAUAGAAAAUAAUGAUGUAUUCGGAAAUUGAGAAUCCCACAGGGUGGCCCGAAGGUAACUAAGAGAAUCUGGCACUGAUAAUACCAUUUUUAAGCAAAUACAAAUGAAAUAGUGUUCUUUCCAGUGUUCUAUAAUUGCAUUCAUGUCUUUUUCUAUCAGUAUAAUGAGUACAUUGUAUAUUUUGAGUUAAUAGCUAGGAUACAUUUGUAGGGAUAAAACCUGUAGAGGUAAAAUGCUUAGAGAAUACAAUAAGACCUGUGAGAGAACUUUAGAUAAGCCCAAGAAAUGCCCCUGUUCAACCAAUUUGACAAACUUGUGAGACACAUUAUAUGUUAGAAAAAAUAACUAUGCUUUGGUUUUUUUUUUUUACUUUUUUACUACAAAUUUAGAUUUGUAGUUUGAAAUGACUUUUUUUCUGUGGACAUUAAAUACAUUUUUUUCCCUGUGUGGUUUAAAUAUGAAUUGCAUAAUUUAAAUUUGAAUUUUGCUGAAUGCUUUAAAUGUGAAUUUGAAUGCAUAUUAUUAAUAUGAUUUGUAAUGAAUGUUUUAACCCCUUUCACAGGGGCCUAUUUAAGGCUGUACUGCAUGAGGCAUACAGAAAUAGUGCAGUCUCUCCAUUGUUUCUACAGCACUGUAUUUUAAUGUCUCUCUUUAACACACAGAAAUAUAGAAAUUGCCUUUAAACAUUCUCCUCUGAAUUGAAAUCUUUAGAAACACAGGGAUAAAAUGCUAAAUCACUCAAAAUACAUUUUUUAAGCAUAGUUUUAAGGUUAUUACCUCACUAUAGUCAUAGGUGACACCAUGUUGAAGUUUUUAUUGCAUUGCAUUCCAGUGCUUAAGUGUGUGCAGCAAUUCUCCUUCAGAUAUCGUUAUACGGCAGUAUAACAUUUGUUUCAAAAUGGCAGCACCAAUAAUUAGACUGAGGUGCAUGAAAAUAAUUUGGUGUUUAAUAUCCCUUUAAUUAUGUGUAGAAGGAAAACUUUGCAAUAAAUGUUCAUUAGAAAUGGAAGUGCACACUGCAAAAUUGACAAACCUAACCCUACCACAUAUCUGUCACUAAUUUUCUUUAGUGGAGAUAAGUUUUAAAUUACAAGCCUUGAUUGGCUUCUUCAAGUAGUAGUAAUAAUAAUAAUAAUAAUAAAUGGUGGGGGUAAGUUUAGCCUUUGAAAAACAGCUGCAGGAAACAAGGUAUUAAUGUAAUCAGAAAGUUUUCAUGUUUCCCUUGCAUGCUAAUUUAUUGUAGGAAUACAGAAAGAAAUUCUAAUUCCAAGGUGUUUUAUGUCCCUAUAAGACAAAUGUUACAGUUUUAAAGUAUUACUGAAAUUCUUGUUAAAGGAACAUGAAACCUAAUUUUUUUUCUUUCAUGAUUCAGUUAAAGCAUAUGAUUUUAACCAACUUUCCAAUUUACUUCUAUUGUCUAAUUUGCUUACUUCUAUUAGUAAUCUUCAUUGAAAAUCAUUCUUACGAAGGGCUUAGGAUGCUUGGAGCUAGCUGCUGAUUGGUGGAUGCACUAGUAUGCCCAUUUUCAUUGGUAACCGAUGUGUUCAGCUAACUCCAUUGCUGCUUCUUCUAUAAAGGAUACCAAAAUAAUGAAGCAAAAUUGAUAACAGAUUUAAACUGGAAAGUUAAAAUGUAUAUUCUAUUUGAAUCAUGUACUAAAAUGUGGGUUUUAUGUCCAUUUAAAAAUAUAUUCCAAAGCUAUAAUAAAUGACUUAAUACAAUUUAAGGAUAUAAACUAUAUUAAUACUAUAAAUACAUUAAGAUUCAUUAAAAUCACUGUGUGAAGUGUUUUGCUAUCAACAGAAACAAACUAUUCAAAUGAAAUGAUAGUAAAAAUGCAUUUUUAAAAUGAUACAAUUAUCUUUUUUCCAAAGGAGUCAAACCACUAUUUAUUUUUAUUUAAAAAAAAUAAAUUAAACAGAUAAAUUAUAAUAUAACAGUUUUGAUUCUGGCUCGCUGCCUCACUCCUUAUACUUUCUGUUGUGUAGUGAGGUCCCAAGAUUUCUGUACCUUGCAUUAUCUGUGUGCGUCUGAUCUCUGAUAAACUAACUGCGCAUGUGCAGUUUGUCUGCAGUAACAUGCCUUAAAUGGCUCGGGUUUCACAAGAAAGCUUGUUUAUAUUAAUUUUAAUAGGCCACAUAGCAAGGCUUUACAAUGACUGUUUGCGCUGCUGCAAUGUGCAGAAUAAAAAAGCCUGCUUAACUGGACAGUCCAGUAAAACUUUCACAAAAAUACUGAACACUUAAAUGUCCAGGUUUAUUUUUUAAAGUCCACUAGUUUUACUUACAUGUAAAAGGCCUCCUAUGCCUCAGUGCUUUAAAAAUAUGUAGCAGAUAGAGAUGAAUGACAGUCAAGGGGGUCAAAUCACUACUAUUUAUGCAAUUUGUAUGUUACAGGCAGCAAUGGGGUAGACAGACUGUUUAGUUGUUAAAAAUAUACAUCAAGAUCACUAGUGUAUAUUUUUGAGGGUGGGGCAUUGUGUGACCCCGCCUACAAUUAUGUCCUAGAGAUUGUUCAGUAGUUUUAUGUUAAACAGACAGCAAAAAUAGCAGCAAAGGCAAUAUAUGGUAACACAUUUAAUUAAAACAAAAAUACUAUUUAAAUCUAUGAUUUACUUAAUAAGUUAAUUUCAUGAGGUUUACAUUUACUGUGAUUUUAAAUGCAAAAUGAUUCUUCCUUUUAUAUCUAUCCUCUGUUUAUCAUCUAUUUUUCUAAUAAUUUAUUUCUUGUUGUUACUGUUAAUUCAUGAACCAAUACUAAAUAAUAAAAAAACAACUUGACAUA